AUCGGAUGGCUCUAUCCGCACUUGCUUCUAUAUUUUGUAUCUGAAAAAUGUAUUGAUCCUUAAUAAUGCAAAUAUAUGCGUAUAUCAGGUUGUUACGGUAGACUCAACAUGAAAUUCGUUAACCUUUUCGUUUCCUGCUCUUUCAGACCGCAAGCGGGAACGUGGAAGCAAAAUGCAUGUGCUUCUACAGGCGGAGGGAUUUACCGAGUACCUUAAUUAUGCUAGCAGACAAACAUCAAUUGGCAAGCGCGGAGCAGCAAAGGUCAGAAUCCCCUGCGAGCACGCAGAAUCAGAAACUAGAGAAUCCCGACACUACUAAGGAAAUGACUAGUAAAGACGGGAUCGGGUCCAAAGUGAUGAUCAAAGGGGGCGGGAAAGGGGGCUGGCUGAAGGCCCCAUUAUCGGAGGCCCAAGAGCCCCAUGGGGUAGACGAAAGUGUUCCUGGAGCGGUAACGGAAUUAAGUUCUAAGCAACGUCACCAAAUGAAACAUAGGGAACUGUUUUUAUCGCGACAAGUGGAAAGUUUGCCUGCGACGCAUAUUAGAGGAAAAUGUUGCGUUACGUUACUGAAUGAAACGGAAUCUGUGCUGAGCUACCUGAACAAGGAGGAUACAUUUUUUUACUGCUUAGUAUUUGACCCUAAUCAACGUACUUUACUUGCUGACAAAGGUGAAAUUAGAGUAGGUAGUAGAUAUCAAGCAACGGAUAUACCAUCGGUGUUGACACCCGCAGAGAGGGAAAUGGACCCCCGCAACUUAGAAGACGUGGAGACUUUAGUUUGGACUCCAAGACACGGUUUGACUGAUCGCCAAGUCGAUCAAUUCCUUGUCGUUAGCAGAUCAGUAGGCACAUUCGCGAGAGCCUUAGAUUGCUCGUCCUCCGUCAAACAACCCUCCUUACACAUGUCUGCAGCUGCUGCAUCUAGAGAUAUUACUCUGUUCCAUGCGAUGAAUGUAUUGCAUACGCACGCUUAUGACAUAGCAGAUGCCAUGGGGGCUCUAGUACCUAGUACAGGCCCCGUAUUAUGUCGGGAUGAGAUGGAAGAAUGGAGCGCAUCCGAGGCGAAUCUGUUCGAAGAGGCACUCGAGAAGUACGGAAAGGAUUUUGCCGACAUACGAGCGGACUUUUUACCGUGGAAAAUGUUGAAACACGUAAUAGAGUAUUAUUAUAUGUGGAAAACGACAGAUCGGUAUGUCCAACAAAAAAGAGUAAAGGCCGUAGAAGCUGAGAGUAAGUUGAAACAAGUUUACAUACCGAAUUAUACCAAAUCCUCUGGGCCAAUCACCGCUCCUUCUACCGCCACAAUUGUACCACUGGGCAAUAAUAACAGCAACAGUAACGGAAAGCCGACCAGUGUUUUGAACGGUAAUAGUAAUGGUAGCAUGGCAGGCGAUAAUUCCGGAAUACUUAUGGUUGGAGUCGGUGGAAAGCCAUGUGAGGGCUGUCAGGUUAUUCAGAGCUCACAAUGGCACGCCUGGGGUCCGCCACAUAUGCAGUAUCGGCUCUGUCAGUCCUGUUGGACAUAUUGGAAGAAGUACGGAGGACUCAAGGCGCCGUCGCGCGUAGACGACGUCGAUCUCGAGAGGAAACGCGCCGGCGCCGGAUCGGACGAGGAGAGCAAAGGGAUCGGUGGUGCGCACAGGCCGCAUCGAUGCAGCAUUCCAACCUGCGGCAAGGAGUUCAAGUUGAAGGCUCAUCUGAGCCGUCACUACGCGAGUGCGCAUGGAGUGGAUCUGCGCGGCGCCGCCGGAAGUGGCGGCGGCGGUGGCGGAUCGCCACGGCCGGUCAUGAAGACUCGGUCCGCGUUUUACUUGCGCACCUCCUUGAUGGCGCGCGUCGCGCGACGUCUGUGCGCCGCACAAUUACGUACACGCCACGCCGCGCGGGCGCCCCAUCAGCCGGUGAAUGCCGCACCGUUGCGGCACAUAGGCCACCAGCUGACGUCCAAAACACCCGCGGAAUUACGUAUCCUUGCACGCGCCGUACGGCUCCGGUCGCGUCCUCGAGUGACCGAUAUUGCUUCGCGCUUGGGCGAUCAUCCAGCACCUCGACAACCUGGUGACUGGGAUUGGUUAACCUUGACUGCUCCGGCACAACGCAAGCAACCCGAUCGAGUCUCGUUUCCACGUCCCCCAAAAGCACCAGACGGCAGUCUUUUAUACGAGAGGGUACCAAACAAACCGGAGGUAGACAGGCUUACGUUGACACCACCUCAACCGCAGCCUGUUAUGUCAACCCAACAGAAUAUUUUAAAACGCCCAAGAUCAUUCGAUGAAGUCAAUGGUUCAGAUGGUAUCGCGGUAGGGCUUCCUUCCGCGCCACCUGCAAAAAGAUCUCAUCACUCGCAACAGUUGCAUCCAAAGCACACACUGGAGCAUCCCGCACCCGCAGUUCUUCCUCUCGCGCCGCCUCUUAACGGUAGAGCAUCUCAUCCACAUCCGCUGCCUCAUGGCCCGCCGCUGUCUAGAAGUAACGCACGCAAACAGGUCAUGUCGUGGAUGGACGCGCCCGAUGAUGUUUAUUUCCGCGCCACCGAACAAAUCAAGAGAGCUAGAAGAACUCUAGCCUCGGUGGAAUUACGAAGAGCAGCGCGUAAACCAUGGCGCAGAAUGUCGCUUCCCCUGAAUCCGCUUCAUCUCCAAAGAGCGGGUCGCCAAGACGAUAUGGUCGUUAUCUUGGAUUGAAUCCGCAAUACAAUCGAACGAUAUUGUAUGUCAGUUUGCUAAUCGCAAAACAACAACGUUAUUAACGUAAACGAGUGAAGUUAUAUACAGUGAAGGUCACACAGUUUCGUGAAUUGCUAUGAGCAAUUCCGAUUGAGCAAGAAUCUAACUUAAGAACCAGAAGAUUCCUCAGAAAGUUUCUCGAUUUUUUUUUCUUUUUCAAAAACCGAGAAAGUUGUCGAAAAAAAGACUUCGCUUAACCCGAACAUGCAUGUUAAACAAUCAAGAACAUCGUUGGAUCGUAAUGACUUCACUACUUACGGAAUACUACUUCUUAUGGAAGAAUUAAUGUUCAGCGAACUAAGUCAUUCAACGUGAAUAAUGAUUUUUUAUUCGUA
Messenger RNA from Pogonomyrmex barbatus (red harvester ant), 3061 nucleotides. RefSeq names its product metastasis associated 1-like (gene MTA1-like). Gene Ontology annotation, biological process: negative regulation of transcription by RNA polymerase II. Gene Ontology annotation, cellular component: NuRD complex; nucleoplasm. The record is from RefSeq and is a predicted model, not a curated record. Gene Ontology annotation, molecular function: histone deacetylase binding; transcription corepressor activity; sequence-specific DNA binding. NCBI's taxonomy places the organism in Eukaryota, Metazoa, Arthropoda, Insecta, Hymenoptera, Formicidae.